Molecule: messenger RNA, 2127 nt
Organism: Aspergillus tubingensis
Lineage: Eukaryota; Fungi; Ascomycota; Eurotiomycetes; Eurotiales; Aspergillaceae
Gene: chsD
Product: chitin synthase D
Exons: 4
Coding region: 1-2127 (708 amino acids)
Cellular component (GO): cell septum; cell periphery
Molecular function (GO): chitin synthase activity
Source: RefSeq, a predicted model, not a curated record
AUGGCUGGAGAACCAUCGUCCGAGUUGUUAGCCGCAUGGCCUACUAGAGAUAUCAUUUACAUUUCUAUCUUGGGACCAUUGUUGCUUGCAGCGCUACUGGAGUGGUUCCUCUUCCUUGCUGCGUUUAUUUACUGUCUGAUCAAGGUAUAUCAGAAGGCCGAUCACUGGAGUAUUCGAGUUCUCGCAGUCAUCAUGGCUCUCCUCAUCACGCUGUGCAGGGGAAUCUUUCUUCCAGUGAUGAUCGCUAUUCUUCCACUACCACCGCAGAUCACGCAAUUUUUUCCUCGCCAGCUCGUGUCUGUACUUCAAUGGUUCGCUUUCUGGGCAUUCUCUGCGCUUCUAAUCAUACCAUGGCUAUUUUGUGUCAAUAGAUUCGUGAUUCACUCCUUAGGGCGAACCAAGAGGGUGAAGGAGGCUUUAGAUGACCGCACCGCACCAAAAACCGUCAUUGUCAUGCCAGUAUACAAAGAAGACCCCCUUGUUCUGAUCAAGGCAAUUGACUCGGUCGUUAAUAGCGACUAUCCCAGUUAUUGCAUUCAUGUUUUCUUGUCCUAUGAUGGGUGCAACAUCGAUGAACCUUAUCUCCAUGUGAUCAACCAUUUGGGAAUUCCGAUUUCGCUGGAGAGUUACCCGCAAAGCAUUGAUGUGACAUAUCAUGGGGCAAGGAUCACUGUUUCAAGAUUCAAGCACGGUGGCAAGCGUCAUUGCCAGAAACAAACCUUCAGGUUGAUCGACAAGGAUAUGGAAUACAUUCACGGGCAGCUUGUUGAGCGUACCGUGGAGUCCGGUUGCGGCGCUGUUACCUGCCUUCCAGGAGCACUGACUAUCCUACGAUUCUCAGCUUUCCGCAAGAUGGCGAGAUACUACUUCGCGGACAAAGCUGAGCAAUGUGAGGAUCUCUUCGACUAUGGCAAGUGUCACCUGGGAGAAGAUCGCUGGUUAACGCACUUGUUCAUGAUCGGGGCGAUCGAACGCUAUCAAAUUCAGAUGUGCACGAGUGCUUUCUGCAAGACAGAGGCGGUUCAGACAUUCUGUAGCCUGCUUAAACAACGACGUCGAUGGUUUCUCGGCUACAUAACCAACGAAGUAUGUAUGCUGACCGACGUCAGACUGUGGAAACGCUACCCACUAUUGUGUCUGGUGCGCUUCAUGCAGAACACAAUCCGGACGACUGCAUUGCUAUUCUUCAUUCUGGUAAUCUCGAUCAUAACAACUUCCAGCAAGAUCAAGAACCUGCCUGUUGGCUUCAUUGCAGUAUCUUUCGGUCUCAAUUACAUCCUCAUGGUUUAUUUUGGGAUAAGACUCAAACGCUUCAAAGCCUGGCUCUAUCCCCUAAUGUUCAUCCUGAAUCCUUUCUUCAAUUGGCUUUACAUAGUGUACGGCAUCUUUACUGCAGGCCAGCGAACGUGGGGCGGACCUCGAGCUGAUGCAGCCAAAGCUGAUGAGCAUACUACACCAGAGGAAGCGGUCGAGAAAGCUAGGGUCCAGGGGGAUGAGCUUAAUGUUCAGGUAGACACGUUUCGAACGAAAAUAGAGGAGAAAGGCGUUCCCAUCCGGCCUUCAUCUAAGGUCAAUGGUCGCCUCUCGUUUGCGCCACAGCUUCCAGAUCGGUAUUACGACUAUCAAGGCGCUCUGGGGACCAGUCUCGCCAAAUACCUGACCCCUCUUCCAGACGUGCCUCGCAUCGGCCUCCACCCACAUUGCUCGUCUGACUCGGUUGCGACAUCCGAUUCUGGAGGCAAUUCAAUUUCCUUGCCCCAGAAUGUGGAAUCCUUGAUGAGCGCCGAGGAGCGGGCCAGACUCUCCAUUAGUCGCCAGGCGCAGGAAGACACCGGGCUUCUACACACACGAGAGGCAGAUGGUGGAGAGCGUGACCUGUAUGUGCAAUCUAACGAGGACCCGGUAGACAACCGGGCGUAUGAAAUGCAUACCAUUGAGUCAGAGAGCAGUGUCCCGAGCGGAAAGCCCCAGGUAUCGUCAAGUGUUCCACAAUCAGUGAUGCAGCAAUCUAGAGCUGUUCCUGGGUCUCAGCCCCAUGGACACUUGCCACAGCCAAGAUAUACCAAGCGACCUAGUAGGAUUCCAAGGCAGAAAAGGAGAUAUAUGCAACCAGAACAAAUGGUUUGA